Messenger RNA from Chenopodium quinoa (quinoa), 1981 nucleotides. RefSeq lists its product as uncharacterized. Bases 733 to 1500 code for a protein of 255 amino acids. The record is from RefSeq and is a predicted model, not a curated record. Lineage: Eukaryota; Viridiplantae; Streptophyta; Magnoliopsida; Caryophyllales; Amaranthaceae. The transcript is spliced from 4 exons.
ACAUUCACACCAAAAACACCAUUACUCUAUUUUACUCUCUUUUCUUUUUUUUUUUUCUUUUUUUUUUUUUUUCUGUGUGGUUGUUGUCGUCGUCCUCUCGUUAUUAUCCAAAUCCAUUUUAUUAUUAAUUCUAUUUCAGUAAAACAAAAUUAAUUUAUUUUGUCUUCUUAUUAUGUCCCCAUUUUAUCCAUUUCUUUUCAUAAUUUUUGAUUUUUUGAUUUUAUUCCUUUAAUUUUGGUAUAAAAUGGGUUUGAGCUAAAUUUUUGGGAGACCUUAAUUUGAUGUCCAAUAAUUUGACCCCUUAAUUUUCGGCUUUCUUUUUUAUUUUAUAAAGAUCUUCCAUCUUUCUCUCUCUGCUCCUUUCGCCUGUGAUCUAGGGUUUUUAUUCCCUGCUUCUCUAUCAGGUAAAUUGGGUAGCUAGAGGUGCAGGGUUCUCUUUCCCAAUCAUCAGCCAAAGUUUGAGGUGGAUCUCUCAAAAUUCUUUGUUUUUUAAUUUUAUUUGAUUUAAUGGAAAAACAAAUAAUUUAAAGGUAGUUAGGCUUGAACAUCAAGUGAGAGGAUUACCACUCUUUCAAGUUAUUUGGCUGUAAAUAUAAUUGACCAAUUCACGUUUUUAUUGGAAUUAUAAGCCUUUAAUUUUGUAGUAUUUUUUUAGAUUUAUGAUAAAUAAGAGGAAGAUUGUAGGUGGUAAACAACAUUAUACUAUAUACUAUAAUUAUAAUAUAGCGCCUUAUGGCUUCUCGAGAAGGAGAGUUUUUGGUUGAUCUUGAAUGUGGUGGUACUACCUCUGAGGAAGAAAGUGGGGAUGGUGUUUCUGGGAAUGGAAGAGGAAGAAAAUCGUUGAGUCGAGGGGGCCGUAAUGGGGGUUUAAAUUCUAAUGGAUUGGCAAAUGGUGCCAUUGAUAUUGAUUCGAGUGAUGGUUUUCCAAAGUCGAAUGAUGUUGCUGGUCAAGGAGUUGAUUUACUCAUUGAAAAAAGCUCAGGAAGUGAAGAUGGUAGAGACCUUGCUGCUGUUUUUGAGAAGAGGAAUUCAAAUGAGUCACGAAAAAAGCUAGGCUCGAAAAAGGCCUCCAAACCACCCCGGCCUCCUAAUGGUCCGUUGUUGACUGCAUCGGACCUGAAAUUGGUGAAGGAGCUUUCUGAGCUAGCUGCUAGGAAGAGGGCAAGAGUUGAACGGAUUAAAGCCUUUAGGAAGAUGAAAGAUGCUAAGCGGUCGUCUUCAAGCAGCAGCGUAACUGCAAUGGUGAUAACUGUUCUGUUUUUCCUUAUUAUAGUGUUUCAAGGAUUUGAUCUUGCAGGCAUAUACUCCGGAAAUAGCUUUACUAGGAAAUUUCAGGGGUCUCCUGCACCAGCUACAGCAGGUGAAGGUUUGAUUUCGAUCCAAUUCUUCAACAAUGCUCCCACAUAUGAAACGAAUCCGCCCAUUUCUCUGUCUCCUAAUUCUUUGGAUGCGACUUCCAGUUCAAGUCCCCAGGAGCAAGAAGGCAGGGAUGCCCGAUAAAAAUUCUUUGAUAGAACCAUCUGGAUAACCCGACACUUCUCUUAAAUGGAUUUUUCAACUUAUGAUUAGUUUGUCUAAAGAGAAAUCCAAUUUCCAAACGGCUAUUCGUUUGUAAAUAUUCGUAGAGCCUCAUCUAUGGGAGAUUGUAUAGAUAUUUGCAUCUCUCAAAAAGCACCUUGUCCUGACUCUGAUUCCCAGAACGCGGAGCAAAAUUUUUGGUUCUUUGGUUCAAACUUCAUGUUGUGUUUUCCAACUAGUUUAGUAUGCAGUUAGAUCUAAGUUAAAUUUUUCGAAGACAUUACUAGCUUAUUGAUAUCUUAGGAUUAUCAAGUCCUCGUAUGUAGUAUGUACUUUUUAUUAAUUGUCAACCUCUCGCUCUUUGUGGCUAUGCUCUUGUUGGCCCAGGGGUGACGCAUUUUAUUUAGCUAAUGCAAGAAUGCAACACAAUGCUGUUGUUUGCUUGUUAGUCAAGCUGAUACAC